Molecule: messenger RNA, 1723 nt
Organism: Sesamum indicum (sesame)
Lineage: Eukaryota; Viridiplantae; Streptophyta; Magnoliopsida; Lamiales; Pedaliaceae
Biological process (GO): membrane organization; endoplasmic reticulum tubular network organization
Cellular component (GO): membrane; endoplasmic reticulum
Source: RefSeq, a predicted model, not a curated record
ACGAAAAAAAAAAGAAGAAAAGAAAGCAAAUUAUGCUAAAGUGAGGAAACAAGAAAGACGAGUGAGAAUCUUCUUCAGAUUUCAAUUUUCUUCCUCAUCGAAGUGAAGAGUGUGAAGCGUAGACUCCGAGAGGAAACUCUGUUAUCCAUUUUCUCUUUCAAGAAUCGAUUGCAAAGUGUUUACGGAUAGAUAAGAGAUGAGUGGCGGAGGAGGAGAGGAUCCGCAGAAGUUGAAGCGGAUUGCGGCGGCGGCCUAUGAUUACGACAACGACCCGCGGUGGGCGGAUUACUGGUCGAAUGUGCUAAUUCCGCCGCACAUGGCGUCUCGCAGCGACGUCGUCAAACACUUCAAGCAAAAGUUCUACCAACGUUACAUCGAUCCUGAUCUAAUUGUUGAGCCGAUGUCUAGUACCAGCUCAUCUCAAUCAGCAAGAACAUCAGCGCCACCACCACAGUCAUCAUCGUCAUCUGCUACUUCUAACAGUAAUACUCGCCAAGCGAGUUCAGGGUCCUCCAGAAGAACAUCAGGGUCAUCUACAAGUCCACCUCCUAAUUCUACGCCACUGCGUUGGGAUCAACAAACAAUUCAAUUUUCUGUCAAUGCUUGGGUCUUUGUUGUGUCAGUUCUUGCAAUUUUUCCACUCGUGCCACAGAACCUUGCAAAUCGGGCAUUUCGGCUUUCCUUCUUGGGGACUGCAUGUUCUUCUUUGUACUCUUUGUAUUCACUCUAUGGGAAACCUAGAGCAUGGAAUUUGCAGGCUUUUCAAGUGUGGUUCCAGUCGGUGGUAGUUGCCAAAGAUUUUGUCUGCUCAAUUUACUGCCUUACUUUCGUCAGUUCGCAUCUAUGCCUCAAAUUUGCUUUAAUUCCCAUAAUGUGCCGGGCCCUAGAGCAUGUCGCAAAGUUCCUGAGGCGCAACUUUAGCAGAUCCACCUUGUAUAGGAAAUACUUGGAAGAGGCUUGUGUUUGGGUAGAGUCGAACACAACCACCCUUAGCAUUCUCUCCUCACAAGCUGAGAUUGGACUUGGAUUCCUUCUGAUUAUUUCUCUGUUCUCGUCUCAGCGCAACAUUAUACAAACAUUUAUGUACUGGCAGCUUCUGAAGCUUAUGUACAAUGCUCCUGCUACUGCUAGUUACCACCAAAGUGCAUGGGCUAGGAUCGGGCAGACUGUAAAUCCACUAAUCCAGCGCCAUGCUCCAUUUCUCAAAACUCCAAUUUCUGCCAUUCAGAGAUGGUGGUUAAGGUGAAAGUCUUGAGAGAAGACGAAAAAGGGCUCACAGAAGUGGGAAAAAGGUGAAUGCCAUUGCUUCCUUCCGAGACUUGUAAUGCUGAUUGGGGAAAACAAGACAGGUCGAUAAUUUUAAUUUCAGUUCAAGUGCUCAUCUGACUACAUCUAUCUGAUUGGUCACUUCCAACUAAUAAUCACUUAAUCUAACUUUCGAGCUCCAAUAUGUACUAUCACUUCAGUUAAUUUUAAGUUAUAUUUUGCAAUCUGCAAGUUUAGAGAAACAUAUUGUUCAUUAAUUUGGCAGUUGCAGAUUGUUGCAUGUGACUUGCUAUGUGAGCCGCCGUUUGUUUUGCAAGAACAGUUUUGUAUCAUUUGGGGCUGCGGCGUGAUAGCCCCUUGAACUUCUUACGCGAAGUUGUUGUCUUGGUUUAUAACUAUUUCGGCUUAAAAAUGUCAUACAUUGAGGUUUCUAUUGAGGAAGCUCUCACUUUCUUAA